UAAUGAAAUGUAUGAUUGGCAGAGAAGGUUCCCCACACGCUGGCACAGCCUUUUUCCUGCUCUGCUGACUGUGAUUGGAGGCUCCAGAGCGCAGCAGCUGAAACGUGAGAAGCUGUUGUCACUACACCUGUGAGCCGCGCCGAUCAUCACCUCUUCCAUUUUAUGUUGAGCAUGAAGAGGAAAUGGCAGUAGCAACUAUUUCCAUCGAACAAGACCAGUUUUGUUGUUCGGUGUGCCUGGAGAUUUUGAGGGACCCGGUGACGAUCCCCUGUGGGCACAGCUACUGCUUGGACUGCAUUGAAGACUACUGGAACAGGCCCAAGCAGAAAGGCCAGUACAACUGCCCUCAGUGCAGGCGGGUGUUCAAUCCGCGACCUCUGCUGAGUAGAAACACAGUUCUGGGUGAAGUGGUGGAACAGUUUCAGCGAAGUGGAGUUCAAGCUGCACGUCAACCCUCGGCCAAAGCCGAAGAAGUGAAAUGCAGCGUGUGCACCGGGAGAAAGACCAAAGCUGUUAAAUCCUGCCUGUCGUGCUGCGAGUCCUACUGCGCGACUCACCUGAAGGUCCACGAAGAACGCUUUCACCGGAAGGCCCAUAAACUGAUCCCAGCCUCCGAGGAGCCGAGAGACCAGCUGUGCCCACAGCAUGACAAACCUCUGAGGCUGUACUGUCUCACGGACCAGCAGUGCGUGUGCACCCGGUGUGUUAAAGAGAGACACAAGGGCCACGCCGCGGUGUCGGUGGUGGAUGAGAGAACAGCGCAACAGAAAAAACUCCAAGAAACCUCUUUGAAGGCUGAGCAGAAACUGAAGGACGCAGAGAAGGAGCUUCAGUAUGUUAUCAAAUACAUCAAGCAUUCCACAGAGGCAGUAGUGGAGGAGAGUGAGAGGAUUUUCUCCAAACUAAUCAGCUCCAUAGAGAAGCAAAGCUGUGAAGUGAAGGAGCUGCUCAGAGUCCAGGCGAGAGCGGCUGUCAGUCAGGCUGAGGGGCUGCUGGAGAAGAUGCACAGGGAUGCAGCUGAGCUCAGGAGGGCUGAUGCUGAGCUGGAGAGGCUCUGUCGCACUAAGGACCACAUCCAGUUCCUUCAGAAGUCCAAGUCUCUUCAGUUCCCUACAAAGACUGUAGAGAUGCCCAGCACCGACGCACUUACAUACCUGAUGUACAAAACCAUGAGAGUAGCCCUGGCUGAUCUGAAGGACACUCUGGAUGAAGCACUUGAAAGAGACUUCAAAUUUCAAGUGAUUUCACUGAAGGGAACCAACAAUCAAAGUACCACUGAAAAGACUAAAGCAAGAGACACGGACAUGCCAUACAACUCAGAACCAAAGACCAGAGCUGAUUUUCUACAAUACUACAGCGAUAUAAUCCUGGAUCCUAACACAGCCAACCCUUAUUUAUGCUUCACUGAGGGUCAGAGAGUGGUGACCACACGUUCGGAGCCACAGCCCUACCCAGACCACCCGGAACGUUUCACCAGCUGGGCCCAGGUGCUGUGCAGAGCUGGGAUGGCUGGGCGCUGCUACUGGGAGGUAGAGUGGGCUGGAACUGGAGGGGUUUCUAUUGGUGUCUGCUACAGAAACAUGAGCAGGAGUGGAGGUGGGAGUGACUGCAAAAUGGGGGACAACUCCAAAUCCUGGAGCUUGGACUGCUCUUCCUCUGGCUGUUCAUUUCAGCACAAUAAGGACAGUGUGAACAUCACUGCUCCUUGCUGCAACAGGAUAGGAGUGUAUCUGGACUUCAGAGGUGGGACGUUGUCUUUCUACAGUGUUUCUGAUACCAUGGUUUUACUUCAUAAAGUCAAGACUAUGUUCAGCCAACCUCUACACCCUGGAUUCUGGGUGGGGUUGGGUUCUACCCUAAAGCUAUGUUCUCCUUAAAUGUUAAACUACCUGUACCC
Molecule: messenger RNA, 1897 nt
Organism: Monopterus albus (swamp eel)
Lineage: Eukaryota; Metazoa; Chordata; Actinopteri; Synbranchiformes; Synbranchidae
Product: tripartite motif-containing protein 16-like
Exons: 7
Coding region: 183-1877 (564 amino acids)
Molecular function (GO): zinc ion binding; protein binding
Source: RefSeq, a predicted model, not a curated record